This is a messenger RNA of Drosophila rhopaloa, 1528 nucleotides long. RefSeq names its product secretion-regulating guanine nucleotide exchange factor. The record is from RefSeq and is a predicted model, not a curated record. Lineage: Eukaryota; Metazoa; Arthropoda; Insecta; Diptera; Drosophilidae. The coding region runs from base 297 to 1439 and encodes 380 amino acids. The transcript is spliced from 4 exons.
UCUCUAAUGACUCGCAUUGUUUACAUUAUUUCGCAGGCUGAAAAUUAAUAGAAACUCGGUGAAUAUAAAAGUAAUUCCCGUGGCAAAGCCAAGCCUCAGUUUUACAUGAGCUGCCGACGGCAGAAGUACGUAUCCGGAGGGCCAAGGAGCGCCAUUGGAGGCCAUCGAGGAGUCGCAAUCGCGGGCUUGCAGCCACAUUUCUGGCGUGACUGCGGCGCAUUAAAUCACCGGCCAAAUCGCGGCGACGAACAACAACCGGAAGUGCAGCGCGAAAGGAGCAACUGGUGGUCACACAAAUGGAGGUUUACGCCUGGGGUGCCAAUUCUCACGGCCAGCUCGGCCUUGGCUUUGAGUCGGAAUUGUGCAUGACACCGCAGCGGGUGACCAAAUGCUCCUUCGCCGUCUCCCAGGUGCGCCUCAUUCGCGGAGGUGGUGGCCACGUCCUCAUCCUCGACACGAACGGAAGGGUUCACUCCUGCGGCUGGAAUAAUCGUGGGCAACUGGGACUGGACUCCACGGAGGAGUGCCACAACGAGUUCAAGAUGAUUCCCACCGAGUACUUUGGGGAAGUACCUGUGGAAACCAUCAGUUGUGGAUGGGAUAUUUCAGGAGCAAUAACGCUAACCAAACGUCUAUAUGUCUGGGGCUCGAAUGCGUUCCAGCAGUUGGGGAUUUGCCAGCGCGGAUUCAUUGCAGUCAGACGACCGAUGCCAGUAAAACUGCCGCGUGAGGAGCCCGCUCAAAGGAUCAGCUUUGGCAUGCGGCACUGUGCCGUCCUCACGCAGGACAACAAGAUCUAUGUUUUCGGACGACUCAGAAUCAUGGAUCCACCGCCCAUUGAACUGGAUAUCACGGCCACCUGCCUGCACCGGUGCAAUACGGUGAAGAUACAGGUCCACAAUCCGAACGAGCUGCGGAUAGUUUCCAUUUCGAGUGGCCAGAAUCAUAUGCUGCUCAAGUGCGUCGAUCUCAGCGAGGCGGGCAAUGGCAACACCAAGAGAAUCCUGACCCUGGGAGACAACAAGUUCGGACAGUCGAAUGCCUUUCAAUUCGAGGAGGAUGUGCGACAAUUGGCCGUGGGCUGGACCCACAAUGCGGCUGUGCUGAGAAACGGCGAGAUCCUCGUGUGGGGUCGCAACUGCUAUGGACAACUGGGAACCGGAUCGUUCACCGAACAGCAGGCUAUUCCCACGCCACUUCGCCUGAAACUUCCGGAGGAUCAGAGCCCAGCCAGGAUUCAUAUGGGAGCCGAGCACGGGCUACUUAGAACCACGGCUGGAGAGAUUUACACCUGGGGAUGGAACGAGCACGGAAAUUGCGGCAACAACAGCACCGAAAAUUUAUCCACCCCAACGCUUUUACAACUGCCCCCAGUUAAGUUGUGCGGCGCUGGAGCGGGAUUUUGUUAUGCGAUUACAGAGCCUGUAAACGGACUUUGACUUUUUAAGCUUUUGUGGACUUUCGCUCUGCUAACAAUUUUAAAACAAAGUUAAUACUGUUGAUAAUAAAAACAAUUGCCAGAUUCGAA